Capsella rubella is the source of this 1199-nucleotide messenger RNA. RefSeq lists its product as uncharacterized. Bases 2 to 862 code for a protein of 286 amino acids. The record is from RefSeq and is a predicted model, not a curated record. NCBI's taxonomy places the organism in Eukaryota, Viridiplantae, Streptophyta, Magnoliopsida, Brassicales, Brassicaceae. The transcript is spliced from 2 exons.
CAUGUUUCUCAAGAUAAGAGAUGGUAUAUUAUCUCCAUGGAUUGUUAAUGGUUUUAACUCGAUUGGUGUUGGAUUUGUUUGCUCAUGUAAGGGUUCAGUUUCGGAAUGGAAGUUCUGUAAUAGAGAUCGAGGUGGAAAUCUGGCGCAUCUCUUGGGGAUCUUGCGGCUCUUGCACAGAAUGGCUUAUUUUUGGCAUGCGAUGUUAUCGCGGACAUGGAAAAUCACGGUGAUUGCUGGUUUGAUUGUCUCCAAGGAUUCCCGGUAUCUGUUUUGGCUGAUUUGGGGAGAUUUGAUUGAAAGCAAUGGUGGAUUAAGGAAGGCUCUUAUGAGGAAUCAGAUUGGCAAAUCAGGAAUCUCUUUGGUCUACGAGGGCUAUAAAUUGGUCCGUUCUAGUGCUUUGUUCUUCCACACUUCAACUUUGCCUUUCUUCUUCACAUUCGCUUCUUCUUCUCCCUUGAAUUUUUACGAGGAGGGAAUCCGGGUGGUGCAGGAAGUGAUUACAGAGGAUACUAAUGCUUUUCUAACAGCGCAUGUCAUAGAAAAAGAGAUCCAUGAUGCCUUUUUUAUGAUGCAUCUAGAAAAACCUCCAGAUCCGGAUGGCAUGAACGCCCUAUUUUCUCAGAAAGCGUGGAAGGUCAUCAAGGAGGAUCGGGUUCCAUUGGUUACAAAGUUUUUUCAGGAAGGUUGUUAUGAUAAACGGCUAAAUCAGACAAACAUUUGUCUUAUCCCGAAGGUGGAGAGACCUUCAGGGAUGGCAGAGUUGCGACCCAUUAGAUUGUGCAAUGUGGGUUACAAAGUCAUUUCAAAAUUUCUUUGUCAACGACUUAAAACGAUUCUUCCAAGCCUCAUCUCGGAGACAUAGACUGUUUUUUUGGUAGGGGGGAUGAUUUCGGAUAAUAUCCAGGUGGCUCAAGAAAUGUUUCACAGUCUACGGACAAACACUUCUUAUAAGAGUAAGUUUCUGGCCAUUAAAAUGGAUAUUAGUAAGGCUUAUGACAGGGUCGAAUGGGUUCUCUGAGAAAUGAAUUUCAUGGAUUAUAUAUUGUAUGUCUCCGUGUGUUGAUUAAUGGUCAACCUAAAGGAUUAAUCAGCAUGCGGGCGAGGACGACGACAAGGAAACUCUUUAUCCCCGUAUUUGUUUAUCCUUUGUACAAAAUUUUUAAUCUCAAACAUUCGAAAGGCGGAACAAGCUAAGCUGA